Molecule: messenger RNA, 1009 nt
Organism: Anopheles cruzii
Lineage: Eukaryota; Metazoa; Arthropoda; Insecta; Diptera; Culicidae
Product: thioredoxin domain-containing protein
Exons: 5
Coding region: 33-992 (319 amino acids)
Source: RefSeq, a predicted model, not a curated record
UUUACUUAACAAAUAACGUCGUCCAUCGAAUAAUGUUCAAAUUUACGAUACUCGUGUUGUUUGCCGUCACCGGCUUUUGCAGCAGCGCAGAGAACCUUGAAACUGUGAGCGACGACGAUCUUGUAAAACGAUUCCACAGUCACACCAAUUUCAUCGUACUUUUCGCAAAACCAAACUGUGCUGAAUGUGACAAGUAUGAGCAAAUUUUGUUCAACCUAAAACAAGCAAUCGAGGACAAUUUGGAAGCACAUGCGAUAAAGGCGGUUAGCAGUUCUAUGGCGCGUCUGUACAGCCCCAGUAAAGAGCCGGCCGUGGUCUACUUCCGGCACGGAGUACCGCUACUUUACGACGGGCCGAUCGAAACGGACGCUGUGAUCAGUAAACUCGUGCAGAACAAAGAUCCGAACGUUAAGGAGCUCUCGGAUGAAACGUUCGAGCACCUGACACAAGCCUCAAGUGGCGCUACGACUGGGGAUUGGUUUAUCAUGUUCUACACAACGAAGUGUGUCGAUUGUCAACGUUUAACAGCCGUUUGGGAAGCGGUCGCUGCCGAUUUGAAAACCCGUAUGAAUGUGGCGCGCGUGGACAAGGAGGUUAAGGGCAAGGAGACGGCCGCUCGACUAAAGGUCAAAAACGCUCCUGAGUUUAUUUUCUUGCGCCAAGGAAAGUUUUACCGGUAUGAGAUCAACAAAUACGACAUCAAAUCAUUCGUCACCUUCGCUCAGGAUUGGUACAAGAAUGCUAAGAGUGAAAGAGUCCCCGUGCCCUUGACACCAUUUGACACCCUGGUUGAAGCGGCCGUAGAGCUGCUGAAGAACCUGCCGGAUAUGUACGCAAAGUUGUACUCCGACUAUCCACUGGUUGUGUACGCGUUCUGCAUCGGGUUGCUGUUCAUAGUUGGUGGAUUUGUGCUGGCCAUUGGAUUGGCCAUCAUCACACGCAUCAAAGCCGGAACUCGUGCGAAGAAAGAAACUGUGAAAAAGGCAAAGUAAAUCGACAAAACGAUACA